Syzygium oleosum is the source of this 1088-nucleotide messenger RNA. RefSeq names its product stress enhanced protein 2, chloroplastic-like. The record is from RefSeq and is a predicted model, not a curated record. NCBI's taxonomy places the organism in Eukaryota, Viridiplantae, Streptophyta, Magnoliopsida, Myrtales, Myrtaceae. Gene Ontology annotation, biological process: cellular response to high light intensity. The transcript is spliced from 2 exons. Bases 102 to 701 code for a protein of 199 amino acids.
AAUACCACGAAGAUUCCAAAGCACGCCCUUCUUGACUUGACGCCACCCCGAAACGGAACGCGAACCCAAGAUUCCUGGAACCCACCCGCGCUUCAGCACCCAUGGCGACGGCGGCGCGUGCAGUGCACUGCCGGCUGCCGGCAGCGAAGCAGGAGGUGGCGAGGAGGGAGCCGGCCGGCCCGGUCCAGGUCUCGGUGCAGAGGCCGAAGCAGGCGGUGCCCGACGGCGGCAACGGGAAGAUCCUGCUGCAGCCUCGGCUGUGCAACUUGAGGUCCUACGGCUCUGAUCCGGUGGGGAUCAUCAAGAGCAAGAGGGUGGCCGACGGCGGCGGCGGCGAUGCGGUGUCGCCCUUCUUCGAGACGCUGUCGGAGUACAUCGAGAGCUCCAAGAAGAGCCAGGACGUCGAGAUUAUCUCUGGUCGCUUAGCCAUGAUUGUCUUCGCAGCGACAGUGGCGGAGGAGGCGGUGACUGGAAACUCCCUGUUCAGGAAGAUGGAUGUCCAAGGAAUCGCUGAAGCAGCAGGGGUGUGCUUCGGAGCUGUCGCCUGCGCCGCGUUCUUUGCUUGGUUCUCCAGUGCCCGAACCAGAGUAGGCCGCAUCUUCUCUCUCAGUUGCAACACACUGAUCGACUCCCUCAUCGACCAAAUCGUUGAUGGGCUGUUCUACGAAAGUGAGCUCAGUGAUUGGUCAGACGAUAUCUGAAGCAAGGAUUGGACAACGCAGGAUCAUGCGGCACGCUAUUUGAGGUUUCCGGGAUUCCUCGUAGCCCUUCUCUUGUGUGUGAAAAUUGUAGUUGCUAUAUAUACCAAGAAAGUUGAAAAGAACUGCGAGAAUGAGAAGUCGAGCUAGGGAUUGGGCAUAUGGUAUAAUUCGCUGCAAGUAAUGAUAUUGGCAUGCAAAGGAACAAAGUUUCGAGGCGGAAUUCGAUGCCGUCGCAAAAGAGCUGAUACUGCAAUCUGAUAUAGUUGGGUUGGGGUGUAAUAUAAGAUGUGAUUAGGUGAUUAGAUAUGUAAACAGCAUAAUUUGCUCUUGAGUGUUAAAAAUGGAGGUUAUAGUACACUUGCUAGUGAUUUCGAUGUUGAUUGGCAA